Messenger RNA from Pipistrellus kuhlii (Kuhl's pipistrelle), 980 nucleotides. It is a transcript of the gene POP5, whose product is annotated as POP5 homolog, ribonuclease P/MRP subunit. Gene Ontology annotation, molecular function: ribonuclease P RNA binding. The transcript is spliced from 6 exons. Lineage: Eukaryota; Metazoa; Chordata; Mammalia; Chiroptera; Vespertilionidae. Gene Ontology annotation, cellular component: ribonuclease P complex. The coding region runs from base 123 to 632 and encodes 169 amino acids. The record is from RefSeq and is a predicted model, not a curated record. Gene Ontology annotation, biological process: tRNA 5'-leader removal.
AUCAUAGCCCCGCCUCCCCACCUACUUCCCUCUCUGAGUGGCUGCAGGACUGCGGAGGUUAGUUCCCAUUGGCCAUCAACAGGCACCAGCUUUGCGCGUCGGGAGCCGGAGCGGAAGUCGCCAUGGUGCGGUUCAAACACAGGUACCUGCUCUGCGAAGUGGUGUCUGACGACCCCCGCUGCCGCCUGAGCCUGGAUGACCGCGUGCUGGGCGGCCUCGUGCGGGACACGGUCGCCCGCCUGCAUGGGACCUUCGGCGGCGCCGCCUGCUCCAUCGGCUUCGCGGUGCGAUACCUCAACGCAUAUACUGGAAUAGUGCUACUUCGAUGCCGAAAGGAGUUCUACCAGCUUGUGUGGUCGGCUCUUCCCUUCAUCACACACUUGGAGAACAAAGGACACCGUUACCCGUGUUUUCUCAACACCUUGCACGUGGGAGGCACCAUUAGAACAUGCCAGAAGUUCCUGAUUCAGUACAACCGGAGACAGCUGCUGAUCUUGUUGCAGAACUGCACUGAUGAAGGGGAGCGGGAAGCCAUCCAGAAGUCUGUCACAAGAAGCUGCUUGCUGGAGGAGGAACCGGGUGAGGAGGAGCUUUCCGAUGGCGGCGAGGCGGCUGCUGCAGCAAUGGAGUGAACCCCUGCUGGCUUCACGGUGCCCAAGCUCAGCCCACUUGUAGGAACAGGGCAUUCUGGGAGGCGCUGGAUCUUCUACAUUCCCAGGAUCUCCUUUCUCCAUCAUAGAAUGGAUGUUGCUCAAAGCCCUGACACAUCUGAGAUUUGUGGCUUUUGCCACAAAAAAAACCCCUUUCAUGUCAGGCUGGAACUCUCAAAUCCCCCCCCCGAGUUCCUGACCCUGGAUCUCUGAAUGGCUUUCGGUUAAGAAUGACAGGUUAUAGCUACUCCCAGCUCACAGUCAUACUAGCCGAUACUUUAACCUGCUUAUAAGAAGUAUGUCUAGCUGACCUGAGUUGAACUUACAAAA